AUGGAGUUGCUGGACCUUCCAGCCGAACUGAUCCUCGUGAUCGAGGAACACCUCCCCACACAAGCUGAUGUUCUUGCCUUGAUGAGAUGCCACCCCUGCAUGCUUGCUAUUCUCCAACAGAGGCUCUACGCCCGACCAAAAGGGGAGAAGAUUACUGAAAUCUUUGAUUGGGCCAUUGAAAGGGGAAAUGAACGCUUGGUGUCUGCAAUGCUUGACCAAGGAGCCGAUAAAAUAUUCACCGAGCUUGGAGCAGGGGCAUUGAGCAACGCUACGAUGCGCGGCCAACUCAACAUGGUGAAGUUAGUCCUCGAGCACCCACAAACCAUCAACAAACCAACGCCAACAGACGACGAGAGCCAUACCGCGAUCAUGAUCGCCACGCUCCAUGAAUAUACAGAGAUUGUCAAGUUGCUUCUCGCCCAACCGCACCUUCACCCACAAAAGCCAAGCUCAUUAUUUUUCGAGAAAACGCUAAAAAAGAUAGUCAUUGGCGAGGAAUUGGAUGAUGAUGACUCCUGGGACAUUCCCAUCAACCAAGCUCUCUACAGUGGAAGCCGGAAGCUAGUUCGGAUUUUACUUGCAGACCCUCGCGUGGAACUGACUUCUUUGAGUUUGAUUGCGGCUGCCCGUGGGGGUUAUGAAGAUAUGGUCAUGCUGUGUUUACUGCAAUAUCCGCAACAGUUUGACCCGGACCAUGAAUCGCUACUAGUCAUCGCUACUCGGGACAAUAACAUGAGGCUGGUUCAAUUCUUACUGAAAGUGGCAGGCCUUAUUCCUCAUAUGAAGUGGGAAAUAGAUGGUAAAACAUCUUUCGUUAGUGCAGCGAAUCAAGAAAUCCUAGCCCCUGACCACCCGCUUCUUGCGAGAAAUAACAUCAGCGUCAAAGCUACCGAUUAUGAUGGCAAAAGCCCAUUCAUUUAUUCCGCAAGCCAUGGAAAUGUGGAGAUGAUGAAACUGCUUUUUAGUACAGGGGAAGUCAAUGUUGAUUCCCCAGACAGACUUGGUCGAACGCCAUUGUCCUAUGCUGCUGAACAAGCAGGAGGGCAGGCAGUGAAAUUCUUACUAUCACUCGAUGCAGUAAAUCCUAGAUUAAAGGAUUAUUACGGCAUGACCCCCCUUCAUUAUGCUGCAGAAUUUGGUGAUGAUGUGGCGGUGAUGAAAGUGCUUCUGAUACUGGGAAUGUUGAUGUUAAUUCCCUGGACAAAGAGGGUCAAGCGCCAUUUUCACUUGCCACUGAGAUGGAAAAGAGGCAGCAGUGCAGUUCUUAAUCCGAAAUCAAGAAUUACGGUGGCCGAAGGCAGUUAG
Messenger RNA from Penicillium verrucosum, 1305 nucleotides. RefSeq names its product ankyrin repeat domain-containing protein. The record is from RefSeq and is a predicted model, not a curated record. NCBI's taxonomy places the organism in Eukaryota, Fungi, Ascomycota, Eurotiomycetes, Eurotiales, Aspergillaceae. Bases 1 to 1305 code for a protein of 434 amino acids. The transcript has a single exon. Gene Ontology annotation, molecular function: protein binding.